AGUUUGAUAUUUCCACAUUAUGCGCGGCGUUAACAAAAGUGACGCUACUUUAUCUCCUAGGUGGUGUCCGCCGAGUAGGGUAAUGUUGCUUUUUCAUCAUAUGUUGGGUGACUUGACAGCCUUGUUUUUCGUAGCGUUUAGUGUUAGAACUCAAAUUUUACAUUAUAUAAUAAAUUUCGUGCAACUUUUCACAAGGCGGGAAAAUACUAUAUAUAUUCCUCCAGUAUAUACAUGUGUACCAGUAAACAUCUGAAUAAUGGUAGGAAGCAUAACGGAAAAAAGGAUUUGGAAGAAAUGUAGUAAGCAGCAAUGCUAGGGAGAAAGUAUGGUAUAUGCCGUGGGAACGAAGAGUGAGUGAAUCCGCGCCAUUAUGAACGAUUUUGAGGACAUCAACAAUAAUCUGUAGCUAGUAUUUCUCAACAUCCAGAGGAUACCAAUCUCAUAUUCCGUACUUCCCUUGGAUGAUCAGCGUUAACCUUUGGGCCUAUACCAUGUUGAUUAAAUGUAGGGAGUAACUUACCAAUAAUGCAUAUGGUGAGAUCAAGGUCAUCUUAGGAGGUGACCUUUGGAAUUCAGUUAAAGUGACAGAUUUGUCGGAGAUUAGACUUGCUGUGAUUAGCCUCUUUGCUUCUCAAGGCAGAUAUUUUGUUUUCCCUCAUUGAAGACAUUGUGCGACUGUGUUUGUGUCGUUUCUGCGAGCGAGGGCAUCUCAGAGUUCUCAUUCUUUCGGGAAUAGAUACUACGUUAAUCGAUUGUUUACUACUCCACUCACUUUUCACAAUCAACUCCAACCCCGUCGCCCCCAUGAGUGUUUUUUUUAAGGCAAAAUAAACACUCGUGCAAAACUUCUCAAAGUUGCACGUUUCAACUGUGAUAGAAUUGUUUGAACUUGUAUUUUUCACAAUGCAGUGGCUUUCUCCUAAAAUUGAUAACGCACAUGACAAUGUCAACCAAGAUGACUUUACUAAUGAUGAUCUUGAACAAGAAUUAUUAGAUUUACUGAAAGAAAAUCCGUCACAUACUACGGUUCCGCAUACAACUUUGUCUUCUACUCAGGGUAAAACAAAUUAUGAUGAAGAUGAGCUUUUACUUGCUCAACUUGUCGAAUCAAUGGAGAAUGAUAAUCAACCGUUGUCUGGCGGCGGUGGUGGUAGUGGUGGUGCUGGUGGUUCUGAUGAACUAGACAUGAUGGGCAUUAACGCGAAGGAUUUUCUUAAUGAUGAUGAUAAGAAAAACACUUCUGAUUCACCGCAUCAAAAAACUGAACUUACUACGAAUGAUGUUUCUGGUUCCAAUAUGUCAUCAAUAAAUCCACCUUCAAGUGGUAAUAAUCUAAAAAGUGUUGGGAAUGAUAAUACCAUUGUAAAGGCUGAUAAGCAGCCACCAUUAGACGUUCGUCAAGCUGUACUUGAUUAUAUCAAUCCUAAAACUACUCCUUCCGGUUUAGAUCUGUUGAAGAAUCGUCAUAAAGAAUACAAAUUAGCCGCUUUAAAAGCUCGUGAUGACGGAGAACUUGGUAAAGCAAAGGAAUUAUUGGAAGCGUCCAAGUGUAUCGGUGAAGCUAUUGUCAAUAUUGAAGCUGGUAAGGAAACAUUCGAUCCUGAGACCGACUUACCUCCACCACCAUCGGAAUACGAAUUUUCUGGUGCAGAUGAAGAGAAUUCAAGUGGAGCUGUUGCUGCACCACCAGCUCCUCCGCCACCAACAGAAGUGAAACAAACAGUCCCAGAUAUUAUGAAGACGCCUGUCAUCUGCUCAGAAAACAUUCUGGCACGUAUAGCCUAUUAUAAAGAAAAGAUAAAACAAAUAGGCGAUGAUCCAUCACAAGAUUCAAAAAGACGUCGUUACAAUCGUAUUCUUAAUCGAUAUGAAGAAGGAUUACGCGCCUGUGAAAAUGGAUAUAUUUCAUUUGAAUUUGAAGAACUAGUUCCACCUCCAGGUUAUCCUGCGUUAAAUGAUCGUUCUAAAAUAACUAAAGGUGAAAAAUCCACUGGCAAUGAAUCUAAUAAAGCAGCAGCUUUAUCAAAGCCUAGUUCUGGACAAGUUUCAGGUAAAAGUAAAUCUGUGGCUAUUGUUACACUUUUAACUAAACGUCAGAAUGAAUUGAAAGAAGCUGCUAAACUUGCAAAACAAUCAGGUAAUAUUGAAUUAGCUAAAAAGUAUAUACGAUCAUUUCUUGGAAUGAAUCAAAUGAUACAAGCUGCUGAGGCUGGUUUUCCAAUUGAUUUAUCCCAGUUGCCACGAUCGCCUACAACUAAUGAAUCUGCUGCAUAUAAGCCAAUUUUAAGCGGAUCAAAUUGUGAGCCACCUGUGAAGUAUGCAGUCGCCCUUAAAACAUCUUCGGGCGAUCAUCUGGUUCAGGUGUAUUCAGAAAUUUUAUCAGAACAAGAAAAGUUGGUUAGUCAUCUGUUAACUGAACAUCGUCGUAAUGGGGACCAGUCUGUUAUUUCAAAACUAUCUGAUCUAAUGAGUGUUAAUACAUGCAUAAAGAAAGUAUUAUCUAAGCAUAGUCAUCAAGUCGGUAUACUAACACCUUACUUUGAAUCUGCUAAUUUGCCAAAAUUAAAUAUUAAUGCUGAACUAGGUGAUGAUGUCCUCGAGGUAACUGUUCUCCGUGGCAUAGCAUAUCCACUUCCAUCGCAUUAUUCACAUAUUGAUACAUAUGUUGAUGUGGAAUUAUGCAUUAGUACAUCUAGUCCAUCAAUGAAAUUAUCCACUAAUAUUGCUAAAUCUAGUUGUGAACCUGUUUAUACUCAAUCGGUUAAAGAAUUCCGUGUAAAUACAAAAGGUCGGAUAUAUAAACGUUUUGUUCAAAGUAAUAGGUGUUUAAAAGCAACAGUCUACUAUAACCGUGGUAUAUUUCGGAGCUGGGGUGUUUUAGGUGUAACUGAAAUUCCACUGACUGGACUUGUCCAAUCGGCUACGGUAACCCACAUUGGUGAUCUAAAAGAAGGUCGUAAAGUUGUAGGAGGUCGUCUAGAAGUACAAUUGCGACAACGUGAAUCACUUAGUGGGGAAGCUGUCGUCUAUGAAGAAAGACCUUGGCUUUUACUGUCUGUGCCAAAACAACAGAAUGAUUCACCGAAAACUAUGAAAGCUGUAAGUGAACAGCAUAAUUCUCCUGCAUCAUCGUCUUCCUCAGCAUCUUCGCGAACUAUUGUCAUAAAAAGAGAUCAAAUAAUUCGUAGUUAGUUUAACGCCAGACAGACAGUUGUGAUAAAUUCAACACAGGCGAACAUAAUUUUUGUCUUCUAUCAUUAUCAUUUCAACGCAAUACACAUAUAUUAAUUACAUUACCUGUCUACUAAUGCAAAAUUGAGAUAUAUAUACCAGAUGACAUUCAUGUUUUUUCAGGAUAAAUACAAACAGUGUGUAAACAGUGUGAUAUCGAGAAUUUGCUAUAACUUUGAAUGAUGAGAAUGUGUAUUUAUUGAUUUCCAAGACCCAUUUUCUUUUGUUGUUUCUCUAUACUGCAUCAUUUGAUUAUAAUACACGAUGGUGACUAGUUGUU
Trichobilharzia regenti is the source of this 3511-nucleotide messenger RNA. Lineage: Eukaryota; Metazoa; Platyhelminthes; Trematoda; Strigeidida; Schistosomatidae. The record is from the annotation of a GenBank genome assembly.